Messenger RNA from Nomia melanderi (Alkali bee), 1812 nucleotides. It is a transcript of the gene gt, whose product is annotated as transcription factor giant. Gene Ontology annotation, molecular function: RNA polymerase II cis-regulatory region sequence-specific DNA binding; DNA-binding transcription factor activity, RNA polymerase II-specific. NCBI's taxonomy places the organism in Eukaryota, Metazoa, Arthropoda, Insecta, Hymenoptera, Halictidae. Gene Ontology annotation, cellular component: nucleus. Gene Ontology annotation, biological process: regulation of transcription by RNA polymerase II. The record is from RefSeq and is a predicted model, not a curated record.
CCUGUUGACGAUCGCAGUUCCUUGCCGAGUAUAGAAGUGGUAGACAAUUGCAACAUGGAGGCACACAACAGGCUAGUGGACAAUAUGCGAGCACUGGACUUCUCAACCUUCGUGAAAAAGACACCGACGGAAGAAUCCACAGAGUUGCCGGUCCUAGAUCUUUCGUAUAAGAAACAGAGUCCGCCGACGUCACAAGCAUCGAGCACGAGAACCAAUUUGACGACGACAAGCGACGAACAACAGACGACCCAGUUCAGCGAUCUCGAGCGGAAGAGCCCUUUCGAAGGACGAACGUUCAUGGUGACACCGCCGUACGAAACGGAUUCACCGACGAAAAGGAAGCUUGAGCCGAUUUACAAUUACUCGAACGUCACGAGCAACAUGAUCGAGCAACAGGCAGGUUUAUCAAUGUUGCCGACGAAUCUGCAGAUGUCGAUGGUCUCGACCAUGCCAAUGUUGUACCCGCCAAACAGCGAAACAAUUUCGCCAGUUUCGUUAAUCAGCAGUUCCAUCGCGUCAGCGACUUCUACGACACCUGGCAAAGAAACGACGAGCACGGAAAUUAACAAGAAGACACCUAGGCCUUUCAAAGCGUACCCUAAGGACCCACUGUCUCUCAGCAUGAACUCGCCUGAGUUAUUGUACGAUCAGAAUUCGGGUGAAGCUUACACGGAGUUUAGGAAGCGGAUGCUUGAGUCGGUGAAGCGAUCGAACGAAGGAAGCAACAUCAAGAUGCGUCGCACGACCAAAAGUCCUGGAUUACCAACCAGCACCGUUGACGAGAAGGAUGCAGCGUACUGGGAGAGGAGGAGGAAGAACAAUGAGGCUGCGAAACGAUCCAGGGACGCUAGAAGGGCGAAAGAAGAUGAAAUAGCCAUCAGGGCUGCCUUCCUAGAACAGGAAAACCUGAAGCUGAAGUAUGAAUUAAUUGCUCUGAGGAACGAAACGGCGAAACUCAGGUGUUUGGUUUAUUCGACGUAAUUUUGUUAAAAGUUCGGUUAUUUUGUUGUUGAUAUAUAUUCGAGGUCACGGACACUUAAGCAAGGACACCACCUAUAGAUAUUUUAAAUAUAAGUAAACAGUAAGAACUUUUUUGUUAAUAAUAAUUAACACAUUAAGUGCACAAGUCCGUUUUGCUUGCCAUUCCGUUCAGGCCCACUGUUUUGUAUUAUAUUUCUUUUCUUAGAACACUGACUGAACAAAUACCGAUGUCCCUUAAGCGAAAACUUCUGAUUUUUACUGGGUGUACAACUGUGAUCUUCUCAUUUAUUUUUAUAUUUUUUCUAAGCCAAAACGCUUCAAGAAAAUUAGGAAAGGAAAAAAUUGAUUCUUUUUAUACAUCUAGGUGAUGUUCUUACUGUUCAAGCUUGUUUUUAUUUCUUUAAAUUAUUUUGGAGAUUCCAGUUACAUGACAGAAGUUAUUUGAUGUUGUUUGAUUAUUCUUGCUAUAAAAAUCCAGGAUAUUUAGAUCUUUGGAUUCAUAAGGAUGUAAUAUAUUAUGUAAGAAAUAUACACACGCGCAGUAGGUUAUUUAAUGUUAGCUUUACCAAAGUAUAAAGUUUAAGAAUUAAUUUGUGCCAAUGUUCUGACAACUGUAAGACUGAACGUAUUUAGGAAAUAAUAGUAUAAGCAAAUGAAAGCAGUCAAAUUUAUUUAAAGAAUCAUAUAUAUUAAAUCAAAUUAUCUAAGAACAGAAUGUAUAUAAACAAACUUGCGAUAGUAGUUACCUAAUGUGUGCAAAUUCUUUGAACUGCAUUGUAAAUAUAAAUAUUAUUAUGAUAUGUAAGAUAUAUUUAUAAUAAAACAAAUGCU